UUCAAGCUUCAGUGUACAACUGACAUUAGUGCGCAACACAUUCAAUUAUAUCUUUGAUUUUCUUCAAUAUUUCUGUUUUUUUUUCACCAUCAAAAGGAAAAUAGAAUCUAAUAAAAAAUAUAUUAGGAAUAAAUUUUUAAAUUCGUCCUAAAAAUGGGACGAUUUACAAAAAAAUAUUUGUGCAUAUUUUUUGUUCUCGUUGGUAUGAAUAUUUCUUCGGCACAAGAUGAAGCUUUAGAGACACACGAGUUGAAUUCAUCCCUUGGUAAAGUGAAAGGUUCUUUAAUGACAAGUAGAUUGGGUAAAAAAAUUUAUUCUUUUCGAGGUGUAAGAUAUGCUGAACCACCUGUUGGUCAACGACGAUUUCAGCCAGCUGAACCAGUGAAAGCAUGGACAGAAGUUUUUGAUGCCUCACAAGAGGGACCAGCAUGUCCUCAACCAGGAGAUACAACAAUUUCGGAGGACUGCCUUCGAUUAAAUGUUUAUACAAAUGAGUUGCCCGACAAGGAUAAAGAAGUGAAGAAACCAGUAAUUGUAUUCUUUCAUCCAGGUGGUUUCUAUGUUCGAUCUGGACAGAGUCAUUUGGAGGGUCCUGAAUAUUUAUUGGAUAAAGAAAUUGUUUUAGUUACUGUAAAUUAUCGUCUUGGUUCUUUAGGAUUCAUGAGCACUGGAGAUUCACUUCUUCCGGGAAAUCUUGGACUUAAAGAUCAAGUGGUGGCAUUGCGUUGGAUUAGGGACAAUAUCAAGGAAUAUGGCGGUGAUCCUGAUUCAGUGACAAUAACUGGUUACAGUGCCGGAAGUUGGAGUGUCUCAUUGCAUAUGGUGUCGCCAAUGUCUAAAGGAUUAUUUCACAGGGCAAUUGCAAUGAGUGGUUCGGCUAUUUAUCAAAAACCCCUUCCAAUGGAGCAGAAAAAUUUGGCAAUCAAGCAAGCUGAAAUUUUGGAUUGUCCCACUGACACCGUUGGUAAUAUGCUAAUUUGUAUGAAUACAAAAACAGCCGAAGAAUUCGCCAAUUCCCUCUCACAAUUUUUCGAGUGGCAUGGUGAUCCAAUUUUGGUAUGGACCCCAGUUAUAGAGCCGGAAGUGAAUGGAGUCGAAAGAUUCCUUCCGGACGAUCCAGUGAAAUUGAUAAAAGAAGGCAAUUUUUCACAAGUGCCCUUCAUUGGCGGAUUCAAUAAAGAUGAAUUCGGUGGCGUUAGUUUGUUGCCCAUAGCUGAGGCUAAAAAGGGAAAUUUUUCACUUUUCGACGAAUGGAAUACAAAUUGGGACAGCAUUGCGCCCAUUAGUUUCUUAUACGAGAGAGACACAAAUAGAUCGAAGGAAAUUAGUAAGGAAUUGUACAAAUUUUACAAUCAUGACAAACCGAUUAGUGUCGAUAAUCUUCAAGGAAUUGCUGAUCUCUACUGCGAUGGCGUGAUUGCGUAUUCUGAACAUCGACUGAUCAACUUAUUAGCAUCAUCGUCAAAGAUGCCAAUUUAUUAUUAUCAUUUUACCUAUCAAGGAAGAUAUAGUCACGUAAUUGAUCCGGAAACACAAAAACCUUAUGGCGUCUCGCAUCACGACGAUUUGCUGUAUCUUUUUUACAUAAAGCAAUUUCCAUUCUUUAAAGAAAAUGAUCCAGAAUUAAUGACAGUCGAGCGAAUGACAGCAAUUUGGGAGAAUUUCGCCAAAACUGGCAAACCAAUUCCCGAAGGCAAUGACUUAUUUAAAAACGUAACUUGGAAUGAAUUCACUUCGGAAAAUAAAUGUUAUUUGGAAAUUAGUAAUGAGCUCACCAUGAAGGAUGGUGUCAUUAAUCCUGAAAGAAUGAAUUUCUGGGACAAACUUUUCCCCUUGUAACUUAAAAAAAAAAAUUCACCUACACUGAUAAUUACAUAUAAUUUAAAUGCAUCGCUUUCUGUAUAUAUUGUUUUAUAUUUUCGAUAUACUAUUAUUUGUUAUGUAAAAAAAUACUAUUUUAUAAUAAUAGAUAAAAGUAAAUCAAUUUUUCCACACUUAAUAAAUGAAUACUGUAAUAAAAAUAAAUUU
This is a messenger RNA of Leptopilina heterotoma, 2028 nucleotides long. Its product is annotated as esterase FE4-like. Bases 154 to 1839 code for a protein of 561 amino acids. The record is from RefSeq and is a predicted model, not a curated record. The transcript is spliced from 8 exons. Lineage: Eukaryota; Metazoa; Arthropoda; Insecta; Hymenoptera; Figitidae.